Gryllus bimaculatus (two-spotted cricket) is the source of this 2760-nucleotide messenger RNA. The record is from the annotation of a GenBank genome assembly. NCBI's taxonomy places the organism in Eukaryota, Metazoa, Arthropoda, Insecta, Orthoptera, Gryllidae.
UAAAAAAUUAUUUUAUUCUUUGUUUUUCACAUUUUCUCUUUGAGAUUCGACAUCCCUCACGUGAUGCGAUCAGCCUUUGUUUUCUGAGGGAAUGCAGAUAUUUGGUGCCUGCUGCAGUGCAGGGCUGCUGGCUGGCAGGAAGGUUUGGGGUGGGGGUAACAGGUGGAAAGCGAAAGCCGAGGACUGAAAUCAACAGGCUAAGCCACACUUUGCUCGUGACAGCUCAGCGUACAUGGUUUUGAAACUGUGUAAGUGUAUCAACGAACGUGCCUUUUGCAAAGCUAUCACGUAUUUCAGGUGUGACCCUGUAGACGAUGGCGAAUGCAGGGGAAGAGUUGACAACGGACUCUGUGCCCGAUCCUCCCAGAGUUGAAAUACACGACGACGAUGAUGUCGGUCACAACAGCGACAGCGACAACAGUAGCGAGAGGGGUUCCUCUGCGAAGGGGCAAACCAGUGGCAAUAAGACUCCACCGGCUCAAGGAAAGAAACGACGGAAUUCAAAACCGAAUUCAAAGCCUCAGUCUUCAUUUGGCAUUCCACGCAUCAACACUCCAGGAGCUGCGAAUAUGAUUUGCAUAAACAAUGCAAGCAAUAUUCAUAUUGGAAACAACAUUAGCAUCAAUGUUGUUGGUCAAGCAUAUUCCCAACGUUCGGCUUCCAAAUCACCUUCACCUGAACCUCGGAGCACUGAGAAAUCUCAAGAAGUGAAAGAUGCCUGUAAGAGUACUGCACCAGUACUCGUUGAAGACCUGGACACAGUGACUGAGCAUGUGGGAAGUCGGUGGACAAAGCUUGGUGAACGCUUAGGGUACAGUAAAGAGCAAAUGGAACAAUUUCAUGAAGAUCAUCAUGGCAUGGGGCUCAAAGAGGUGGUGUAUCAGAUGUUACUGGACUGGAAGCAAUACAAGGGUGCAGAAGCACAAGUGGGCCUCCUAUGUCAUUGUUUGUGGAGUGCAAGGCUCUAUUUAGCAGCAGAAAAAUUGGCUGCUCGACAUUCAGGCAAAUCACUGUAAUGGCAGUGGACUUUAAGAUUUUCUAAAAUUGGUGCUUAGUCUGCUGAUACAAGACUCCAUCCAAUUUGCUUGUUGUAGAAUGGAUGAAAAUUGUUUGCAUUCAGUUGUAAGAAUUACUCAGAAAUAGGAAAUAUCUGUCUGAAAUAUAUCAUUAAGCUUUCUGGAUGUUUAUUGUAAAAGGGUGCCUGUAUUCUUCUUUGUGGUUUUGGAAAUCUCCAUGCUGGGAAGACAUUUCUUCUUGCUUGCAUCUGUAAAGUAACUUUUAUUAAUUGAUAUUCAACAUUUUUGUGUAUACAGUAUUUUUACUUUUAUAGCUUUUAAUAUUGUCAAAUAAUUUUAUGUGUACCUUCGCUCCACUUCCAGUGUAAGAACUUAUAAAGGGCUCCAAUUAGGGGUGACCAAACUUUUACAUACCAUAAGCGAUUAUUAUUCACGUAGAGUUCAAAUACACUGUUUAAUUUGCUAUUUAAUUGAAAAUUAGGGACCCUUCAACUGCUAAGGUUAAUUGAGGCCCACGAGUGCUGAGCAAGUGAUCAGUUAUUUAUUAGAGUAUGAAUAACUGGUGGAAUGAGAAAUGAGAGAACCCAAGAAAACUCGCUAAGGACUCGCUUGUUCCACCACAAAUUCCUUGAUCGGAUUGAACCCAGGUCUCAGCAGUGGGAAGCGAAUGCCCCAAUUCACUCAAACCCUUUUUUGUUGUUUACGUUGGUGAACACAAACUUAGCUCUGUAGCAACCAACCAUCUAAAUAAUGCUUUAAGGCCAUGUUCAUUGCAAUGGCUGCUGAAAUGCUCAAGAGUCUAUUAAAAAUAUUUUAGGUGACUCUCAGAUUUAGAUGUUACCAGGGCUCAUAAAUCUUUGGAUACAUAUGGUCCUUUGGCCCCCUUGUUUCUUUUGUCCUUUAGUCCCACUUGACUCGUCCACAUUUCCUUUUACCUCCUUGGCUUAUUUUGUUCCGUUGUCCCAUUUGUCUUAUCCCCUUUUUCUUCCCUUUUCCAAUUUUGUCUCCAUUGUCCCAUUUUGUCCCUAUGCCCUCUUCAUCCUCCUUCCCUCGCUUUAUCCCCUUUCAUCCUCUUGGUCCUUCCAUGCACUGCAUUUGUUGGUCCUUGCAUUGCAAGUGCACCAACAACCCUUGUUACAGAACAUCAAGGGUGAUGACAAUUCUUAACUCGUGAAAGUGUUAAAUGUUUAUUUUGAAUAACUAGAUAUAAAAAAAAAAAUUGAAACUCUUCCCCUACUUUUAAGGACUCGGACAAAAGAUUAACUUCUCAACUCUGGUAUUGGUCCGCCUUGCAGUUAAUCUUCCAGCCUGGUUCUUGAAUACUAAUUUUGAGGACUUGUUUCAUAAAUAACUAUUUCCAUCUUAUGUCCAUACUUGGGGUUGAAAAAUUUGAGUAGAGGUAGGAUGUGCUUAGUGGGCAUAAUUUAGGGGCAAUGGCAUUCAUUCAAUUUCAGAAUAUGGGAGGUGGAGGGAUGUGGAGUCUGAAUGAGGUGGAGCACCAGAUGAGAACUUCGGAGGCAUCUGUUCUUUCUACUCAUAAGAAUGUGCCAUGUAUAGCACAUGUCCCAUAGGCUGGUCAAUCCUUCUCUAGAUAGAUCUAGACCACAUUAAGUUCAUUCUGUGAAGUAUGAAAAGUUAGAAUUCAAUGACCCUCACCAUAGAGUAAAGAACAAUUAACGUUUUCUUAAUUUUACAUCUUUGGAACAGCAGUAUCACAGUACUUGCAUAAAAUAUAACAGUAAAU